Messenger RNA from Anolis carolinensis (green anole), 648 nucleotides. Its product is annotated as cyclin-dependent kinases regulatory subunit 2. The transcript has a single exon. Gene Ontology annotation, cellular component: cyclin-dependent protein kinase holoenzyme complex; SCF ubiquitin ligase complex. Gene Ontology annotation, biological process: regulation of mitotic cell cycle. NCBI's taxonomy places the organism in Eukaryota, Metazoa, Chordata, Lepidosauria, Squamata, Anolidae. The record is from RefSeq and is a predicted model, not a curated record. Gene Ontology annotation, molecular function: cyclin-dependent protein serine/threonine kinase activator activity; protein kinase binding; ubiquitin binding. Bases 262 to 501 code for a protein of 79 amino acids.
UAGUCCAAAGGGCCCACCCCCCCGCCCGGCCGCCCAAAAAAUUGGCCAAAGUUACUCUGAAGCAGAGUUGCUUAAAGGAGGAGAACUGUUGCUCUAAGAGCAGUCGGUCUCAAAAUCCAAAUCUGGGAAAUUCAACACAGGAAGGUUGGCCUUCAGGAAAACAAGUUUCUCAACUGUUUGAGGGUUAACCGCGGUGAGGUGGUUUCGGCUGAGAGACGGAGCGGGGCGUGAUAGGCCUUCGUCUUGUUUUUCUUCCUCGCCAUGGCCCACAAGCAGAUCUAUUAUUCUGACAAGUACUGCGACGAGAACUACGAGUACCGACAUGUGAUGCUGCCAAGAGAGCUCUCAAAACAAGUACCGAAAACUCAUUUAAUGACUGAAGAGGAAUGGAGACGACUUGGUGUUCAACAGAGCCUUGGCUGGGUCCACUACAUGAUUCAUGAACCAGAACCACAUAUCCUCCUUUUUAGAAGACCACUUCCAAAAGGCCAGCAGAAAUGACUUCUCUCAACUUCUGGAAUAUUGUGUAAAAAUGUAUAUAUGUUGGUAGUAUUCAGUGAAUACUUGAGAAUGUACAAAUACGUCAUUACCUGUGCAUGAGCUGUAUUAUUCACAGCAACAGAGCUCAGUAAAGUGCAAACGAAGUAG